CACAACAAUUUGCUAGCAUUUUUGUCGCGUAAUUCCGUAUUUCCAACAACAAAUUAAAAAACAAAAUAAAUUCGCAACAAUUUGUUUACUUUUUACGGUAAUUCAAAUAGCCCCAGAGUUUUUUGCAUUAAAAUCUAAAAAAUGUGGUUUAUUACACAUACAAUAAGCGGCGAUUCGGUAUGUCUCUUGCCGACAAAGCUAAAAUAUUCCGUAGGACGUAUGGGAGCAGACGUUGAACUUCAAGAUGAAAUUUGUGUGAGUCGUGCCCAUGCUGCUUUUCAUUUGGUCAAGAGUGAGGAGCAAUAUAAAUUGGAAUUGGAAGAUUUAGGUUCCAAAUAUGGUACUUUCCUUAAUCAAGACAUUGAAACUAAUACAGCCUUGGUAAAAGGGCGCAAAAUAGGUUUGAAAAACGAUGAUAUAAUACGUUUUGGCCGUUUACAAAACAUAUGGAAAGUCCAGUUUAUGACUAUAAAAACGGCUAUAUCUUCGCUGUCCAGAGAGGACACUUUACUACUUCAGAAAUAUGUUACAGCUUUGGGGGGUAAGAUUCUAGAUGAAUGGUCUUCCGACUGCACACACUUAACAAUGACGGAUAAAUUAAUUACCAUGAAGCUAUUGCAUGCACUUGUUGGACAAAAGCUGGUUGUUACGCCCACCUAUUGGAAAGAUUUACUUAGUGCAGCCAAUAGUGUUAGAACACAUCUACCUAAACCGGAAUCGUACAAACCAGAUUUUGAUGAUGACGAUAUUAAUUUAAAUUGUAAUGCCAAGAGACGUUUGCUCUUUAAAGGUUACACAUUCGUUUUCUUGAAUCGUAAACAUUUUGAAACGUAUAGUCCGAUUAUAAGGUCAGCUGGUGGAAUAUGUAAAGAUCUGAAUUCUGGUGUACAGAAAGCGUUUCUCAUUAAGGAUAAAGUUGUGGUGGUGGAAUAUACGCCCUCCACACAAACGCAAAGUUCACAAACUAUAAGCACAAUUGCAGACUUUUUAGAAUCAAACUCCAAACGUAUUAUACCAGAAUACGAAAUUGGCUUUGCUAUAUUACGCUGUUCCAUGAAGAUAUUUUGCAAUCCUUGCUAUAAAAUGCCUAAUACAACACCGGCAUUGUUUCCAAGUGAAAUGUCAAAUGAUUCAAAUAGGAUUGAUUUGACUGAGGAACAAAGUACGCCCAGCUUAAAUACCGAAUCAAUGGAUUUAGUAAUUAGCGAAACAAAUGAAAAUAUGGUAACAUCAACUCCUUUCAUUAAUGCGGGAAAUACCAAUCCCAGCCCGAAUAAAGAAGAGCAGUCUACGUUGAAUACUCCAGUAGAAAAUCAAAGGAAACGUAAAGUAAUGAGUGUUGAUUUAAAUGAAAGUGAUGAAGAAGAUCUCUUUAAAUUUGAAUCAAAGAAAACUUGUAAUAAAAAAGAUGAUAAUGGGGAAAAGGAACAAGUUGUUAAGACAGUUGAAGCUAAAUCUACUGUUGUUGAGCCAAUUAAGAAACAACUCAAUACCACUAACGUAUUUUUACAAAAAUCACAAAAUAAAACACAAAUUUCGCUCAAUCAAACUGAAGAACAGCCCUCAACUAGUAAGGAAAAUCGUAAAAGACCUUUAAUACAGGUUUUAAAUGAAGAAGACGAGGGCAACGAUGAUGAUCUUUUCAGUUUUGGCGACACUCAAAAGAAGAAAGCUCGCAAAGAAAACGACGAAGAAGAUGAUUUGUUUAGUUUUAAAGAAAAGGAAGGAACUACAACUAAAAAACCAAUACGUACCAUUGAGUUAGAUGAAGACAGCAAUGACAUGGAGCCCACACAACAAUUUAUUGUUGUCACUAAAAAGGCCUCCAUACAAAUGCCUAAACCCAAAAUUAUUCCUCGUAAAAUAUCGGCUAUAGAGUGGAUAUCUGGUUCUUUGGGUAAAAUUAAUAUCAAAAAGGAAAAUUCGGCAGUAGAAAAAAAUGAAAAUGAAGACGAAAAUAUGGUUAAAACCGAAUCGGAAAUAAAAUCAGAGCUCGAUGCUGAAAACACCAUAACUGAAGAUCAUCGCAAAUGGUUGGAAUCACUGAAAGAUGCCAUUGAAAUACAACAAAUAUCGCUAAACAACACUAUCAAAAGUGUUGAAAAGUCUCAUUAUAAAUUUAAAAAUCGCUCAAAUAACACUGCAGACAACUUAAAUGAGACUAUACCAAAUUUCAAGAGAUUUGUGAAGAAAUAUCAUGUCCCUUCACAAAAUAAUUCCAUCGCUAUUAAACUUCAUUUACGUUGAGCUGAUAAUGCAGUAAAAUAUUUUUUUACAUACAAUUCACAUACAUUUAAGAAAAAUUUCGAAAAUAUUCAGAAGUGAAUACUGCUGUUGAACAGGUAAUUUAUUUCGUGGGAAUUAUUUUCAAAUAAAAUGCAUACAUCUAUAUACACAUUUUCAGUCUAUAAAUUAAAUAAUUCGAUUUGUCGAUUAUUUAUUUUUUAUAUUCCAUUCAUGUAAUAAAAAAUAAUCAACAAGAA
This is a messenger RNA of Calliphora vicina (urban bluebottle blowfly), 2483 nucleotides long. It is a transcript of the gene nbs, whose product is annotated as nbs. Lineage: Eukaryota; Metazoa; Arthropoda; Insecta; Diptera; Calliphoridae. Gene Ontology annotation, molecular function: protein binding; damaged DNA binding. The transcript has 4 exons. Gene Ontology annotation, biological process: mitotic G2 DNA damage checkpoint signaling; double-strand break repair via homologous recombination. Gene Ontology annotation, cellular component: Mre11 complex. Bases 142 to 2247 code for a protein of 701 amino acids. The record is from RefSeq and is a predicted model, not a curated record.